Messenger RNA from Spodoptera exigua (beet armyworm), 976 nucleotides. The record is from the annotation of a GenBank genome assembly. Lineage: Eukaryota; Metazoa; Arthropoda; Insecta; Lepidoptera; Noctuidae.
CUUAAAGUUAUAAGGCGGGCCCGCAAACACCACUCGGCAUUCGGCAUUCGGAAAGCAACGAUGAAACCGUACGCAGCCUGCACGACCGCUGUGCUUGCCUUGCUGCUGGCCGGAGCUGCCCAAGCGCAGUUACGGGACGGCCGAGCUCAAAGUCUGGACCUUCUCCGCAUGCUCACCGACAAACCAUGGAUCGGACUCGGACCCCACAAUCGCUGGGAUAGGGCACCUCGUAUUGACAUGGAUUUAGGGUACACGGGCAUAGGACAACACCUGCCUCCGGUACAGGUUGCCGACGAUAGGAAUUACCUUGAUGAUGAAAUCAGGGGCGUGUCGGAAAAGCGAUCCGCAGUGGCGACAGCGUUAAACUCGGGCCGCCGGAGACGGCAGCCGACUCCGGCGCUUGGCGUGCUCAACGAUAUGGGCUCAUUCUUCGACUCCUUGCGCGACAAUCUGGAGACGCUGGUGUCUCUCUCGCCUCAAGAGCGCUCCACACUGUUCCAGGACCCUCCGUCCGUCGUACCAGCGCCAGCUUCCAAUACCGGCGGCGGCGGCAGUGGCAUAAGGAAGCUGUAUGCUCUGCGCCCUCUCAGACCCACUGGCAAUAUCAGAUCUUACAACCGCAGAUCUCUCGUGGAGGCGGACGGUGGCUACCCGGGUGCCAACCACCAUGACCCUGGCCUGCUGUGGACCGGACUCGGCCGGUAGACGACCCACUCACACACCCGACAAAUACACACCAACACACUCAUACACCGACACACACUUCACGUACAGAGACCAGCGUAACAAAAUGAACCACGUUGUACAAGCUCGGAAACCGCCGCAUGUUUCACAUUUGAAACCAAAUUAUUUAGAUGUAAGUGGUGUAUCGCUGCCGGAGAUUAUUUUAGCGCUGCAAGAAUAUUGCUAUCUGUGAAACUUAUCUUAGUACGGUAUCUAGUCGACCUCUCAAUUCUAGUCAAUCGGAAGUUCGGAC